UGCUUUAUUGUUUGUCAUGGUAGUUUAGUGGUUACUAAAAACACAGAAAGUAAUUAUAUAAAAUUAAUAUUUUAACAAAAAUAUUAUUGAAUAUGUCAAACAUAAAGAAUAUAACGACUGUGGCUCGUUCACUGACCAAACGACCAUUUCGAGUUUCUAUUGAAGGCAAUAUAGGAUCAGGAAAAUCGACGUGUAUAAAACAUUUUGAGAAAUACAAUAUUGUGGAAACACACCCAGAGCCAAUACAAGAAUGGCGCAAUGUUAGCGGUCACAACUUACUCGGGUUGUUGUAUAGUGAUCUUAACAAAUGGAGCUUUGCAUUUCAACACUAUGUGCAUCUCAGCCGGCUAAAGAUUCAAACCAGUCCACCAUCUAGCCCAAAUGUUACUGUGAAGAUGUUUGAAAGGUCAGUACAAAACAGCAGGCACUGUUUUGUAGAAAAUGCUAAGAAACAGAAUUUUCUUCAUGACCCACAGUACCAAGUUCUUCUUACUUGGUUUGACUAUACUGAAAAGAAUUUAGACAUUAGCUUAGAUUUAAUAGUAUAUUUGCGGACAACACCUGAAGUGGUCUGGGAAAGAAUGAUGAACAGAGGCAGGGCUGAGGAAUCUGAAGUACCUUUGGAAUAUUUACAACAAGUGCAUGAAUCAUAUGAGAAUUGGUUAAGUUUCCCCGAUGUAGGCUGUGAAGUGUUAACAAUUGAUGCUAAUCGAGACAUAAAAUUUGUGAUUGAGGACUUAGAAAGAUAUACAUAUAAGAUCUUAGGUGGUAAUCAUACUAGCUAGAAAAUGUAGGUAUGUUACAAAUAAACUGGCUAAUUAUUCAGUGUAAACUCGUGAGUUGGGCAGAAACAUUUUCUGUGUAAACUACAUAGAAACAUUAAUGUAUUAUAAUUUCAUAUUGUAUUAAUAGAAUAAGAUGUUUUAUGAUUAAUUGUUAAAGUUUUAUAGUUGAGCAGUGGAACCCUGUACUAUAAUAUGAUUAAAAUCACCCAGUCUAGUAUAUGAGGAAGAUUUUCAUAGAAUCUUUACUAUACCAAUAAUUGUUGCAAUUUUUAAUUUCUGCAUCUUAAAACCUACAAUCAAGGGCUUCAUAAGAUACCAAAGUUCUUUUUCUAAUUAUGGUCAUUAUUUAGAUAUCAUGACAUAGAGUGUAUAAUUGGAAUCAUGGAAGCUGGGUCUACAUUUAAAAGACUGAGGUACAAUUGCGCUGUUACAUGAAGUUGACACUAUGUAUAGAAAGUAAUUCUAGAAGAAAUCCAACGAAGGCUUCUAUCAAGUCUGAAAACAAAAGAAUCCCUAAAGUAGUAUUUUUAUACAAAAGAUAUUAUAUGUAUAAGAGUCUGAUAUUACUAAGAAACAAUCAUCACUUCAAAGAUUUUUUGAUACAAUAUGAGAAUUUUAUA
Molecule: messenger RNA, 1405 nt
Organism: Pieris brassicae (large cabbage white)
Lineage: Eukaryota; Metazoa; Arthropoda; Insecta; Lepidoptera; Pieridae
Product: deoxynucleoside kinase-like
Exons: 5
Coding region: 93-785 (230 amino acids)
Biological process (GO): nucleobase-containing compound metabolic process
Cellular component (GO): mitochondrion; cytoplasm
Molecular function (GO): ATP binding; deoxynucleoside kinase activity
Source: RefSeq, a predicted model, not a curated record